AUGUUGAGGAGGAUCAAGGGUAUUUCAACUCGUAAAAAGGGAGGGAGAUUAUAUUUAAUAGUGAUUGCGCUGCUGAUAGUGGUCGGGGUUAUGGCGACAAUGGAUAUAAGAAGUAGUCAUACGGAAACCGGUCACGGGUUGAGAAAAGAAAAUUUCCACAGUAGUUAUGCACCAAGGAUUAGUUAUGUUGUGGUGCAAAACAGACCCUCCCCAGGGUGGUGUAGAAUGCUCUUAAGCUCUAUACUCACCAAUGUGUCGGUGCUUACGUUGGGUGUGGAGGGUAAGUACGGGCAUGUAAGAAGAUGGACCUGGAUAUAUAAUUAUGUAUGGCGGGGAGAAGCGCGUGAGAGCGAUGUGAUUGUGAUAUUCGAUGGGGGAGACACUUUUUUCACAGAAACACAUUUAAGAGAAGAUGCCAUGAAGUAUUUUCUGGCAACAACGCCUAGCACGCCUGAAAAGUUCAAUGAAACAGAAAUCAUACAGGGAGCUAUGACACCUCCAAUGCUCUUCACGGCAGAGGUGUAUUGCGCUAUGCCACAGAUUGAUAUAAUGGUAAAGCAUCCAAGGAAUACACCGCCUGGGAAGUGCAGGAGGUUCUACGAGCGAGCAUUUGAGGCGUCCACCCGAACAGGGACAAGGGCGAUUCUGAGGGCAAAUGAAUCUGGAAGGUCGUAUCUCAAUGGCGGAGGAGUAAUUGCAAGAGUAUGGGCUCUGAGAGAGGCUCUGGAGGCAUUCUUCCGCUUAAAAAAGCAAAGUUUUUUUUGGGGCUGUGAUCAAACUAUGUGGGCAUUUGUGUUUUUGUGGAGUGUAACUAGACCAAGUAACGUGAAACCGAAGUUGUUUCUGAGAAGGGGAAUUAUGAGCCUUGACUACGAAACUCGGUAUUUUCAUUAUCCUUAUGGAAAGGUGAUCAAAAGGGGUGCCAUACUACAUUUUGCGGGGUCGAGUAACGUGUGGAAGGAGACAAUACCCAGGUACCUCAGCGAGAUGAGUUGGUUCAAAGCUCUAAAAAAUUCUUUCACAGAACGAGAGGCUUACAGGCGGCUGCUAGAAACAACUUCCGUUGAAAUACACUCUGCAAGGGGUGCCUUUAGGUAUGUAAAGCUCGGUACUGUGUGCCCCAUCUCUAACGUUUCAAACCCAAAUUGGUUAUCUGGGGAGUUGAGAAAGUAA
Molecule: messenger RNA, 1173 nt
Organism: Trypanosoma brucei brucei TREU927
Lineage: Eukaryota; Euglenozoa; Kinetoplastea; Trypanosomatida; Trypanosomatidae
Product: expression site-associated gene ESAG protein
Exons: 1
Coding region: 1-1173 (390 amino acids)
Source: RefSeq, a predicted model, not a curated record